Mytilus californianus (California mussel) is the source of this 2066-nucleotide messenger RNA. RefSeq lists its product as uncharacterized. Bases 101 to 1999 code for a protein of 632 amino acids. The transcript is spliced from 2 exons. Lineage: Eukaryota; Metazoa; Mollusca; Bivalvia; Mytilida; Mytilidae. The record is from RefSeq and is a predicted model, not a curated record. Gene Ontology annotation, molecular function: protein binding.
UUUGAAAGGAAAGUCGUUCACCUAUCCAGGUAAACAAAACGUGAACAACAAAGUGGCUGAACCAGCAACACAUCAAGCAUCAAUAGCUCUAUAUCAGUACAUGUGCAAUAAUAUUGUUGGGACAGAGGAUAAUGUUAAAUCACUCAGAAUGAUCAACACUGUCAGAGAUAAUUUAUCACGCAAUGAAAUCGAAACAACAAUCACUAGUGGAAGUUUUGGAGAAGGUCUUGAUAUGCGUGGAAGUGACGUUGAUCUCGUGAAAGUGAUAUCAUUUAUUGAGGUUUGUGAAAACAUAAACGGUCCUUUCAACCCUGAUAAAACAUAUUUUACCAUGGAAACAGGCGAAGCACAACCAGGAUAUACCCUAUUACGUCUGAUUCAUAGUAAGAAUUUGAAAAUGUUUGAACUUUGUAAUGAAAUAGAAGGUGAAUACUAUUUUUCAAACCUUAAAAUAAAACAACUAUUCUUGCACAAGUUUUCUUCGAUCAUCCAUGGACCAUGUGUUUCUGACAAUGAUGGAUUUACGGAUAAUGCCUACACCAUACACAACAGAUCAUGGAUAACACAAGCAGAAGAGUGGAAAACACGAUCAAAGAACGCAUGGCCGGAAAACGAUGUUAAACAGUCAAUUAUAAAACACGGUGUUCUGUUUGUACCAAAAGGUGUUCAAGGAUCUAAGAAAGAAGAAUUAGAAUGGCGAAUAUCGUUUUCCGUUGGAGAAAAGUUUCUUAUCUAUACUUUCACACACACACAAUUACUGUGUUAUGCUCUUAUGAAAAUUCUUUUAAAAGGCGUGAUAGAUACUGACUUUGAAUGUCAAGAAUUAUUAUCCUCAUAUUUUAUGAAAACAAUUUUAUUUUGGAUAUCUGAGGAAUUUCCACUUUCGAUAUGGAGGCCAGAAAACCUGAUAUCUAAUUUUAUGAUGUGUGUGAAGAGACUAAUAUACUGUGUUGAAAACUCAGUUUGUCCACAUUACUUCAUUCCUGAAAAUAAUUUAUUUAAACAUAAGAUUAAAGGACACGCAAAGGAAACACUGUUAAACAAACUGAACAUUCUAGAUAGUUAUGGGUGGCGAUGUAUCUUAUUUUCAGAUCAAAUGUCGAAUUUCAAUGAAUUAGCAUUGUACAAAGAAGUGCAUCUAAUGUAUGGUGAAAAUCUUAAACUACUAAUGUCUCCAUCUAUGCGUUUACGAGACCGUUCAAUCGCAAGUUCAAGUGAUCAUUUGUCAUGGAAGAAAGGAAUUCACAUGGUUUUGUCCAAUAACAGUUCCAAAAUAAGAGACUUUUACUCGUUCUAUACGUCAACGAUCUUAUUCUAUAGUGACAAUUUUCUAACAUUUGAUGAUAUACGCGAUAAUAAAUCUACCUAUAAACAAUACAAGACUUGUAUAAGUACUGUGUUAUUGAAUGCACGUCAUGAUGCUGUUUCUGGGUGGCUAAAGUUAGCAUCGUUUUUCUAUAGGACUAAACAGUACAAUAUAGCUCUCGCAAUUCUGCAGUAUUCACUUUUAAAAUGUUCACCCGAAAAACUUUACUUUGGCAUUCGUUUGUCGCAUAUACAUAAUGAAAUAUUAAGUUUGCAUUUGUUUAAACGGAUGACUGUUACUCGUUUGAAAAAAAUGCUGCUUUUCAAUCAUUUAAGGUUUACUAAAAACUGUACGUUGUUACCAGAUGAAUUACAAAUCAAGGAAAAUUUGUCAUAUUACCAAAUACCACCGGAGGUAUAUGUUCAUUUCCUUUCUUUUCUUUGUCAUUAUAAUAUGAAAAAUAUUAUUCCAUGUCAGCAUUCUCUCCAAGAUUUACAAUUAACUAUAGAGGAAGAGCAUUUCAUUGCAAGUGACUCAGAUAGGGCUAUUUCCUACAAUAUCCUCGGUAUAGUUUUUCAGGUUUUAGGAGACAUAGAAUCAGCUAGACGUGCAUUUAUAAACUCUAUAGAACUCGAAGCAGAUCCAGAUUUGAAUACUGCUUUCCGGAAUUUGUUUUUAAUUGGUGGAAUGUAAUUCAGUUAAUGUAAUACAACCGGAGAUUUUACUAAGUCUUUUGGUGAUUAAAGUAUUUUUGCCCAAA